CUUGAGUUUCUCUUGUGGGUGUAUUCUUGCGUCUGUUAAUUCAAACGUUUUGUGAGAGCUCAAAUGCCGGCAGUGGCACACAUCGGAAACUCACGGUGGGUCUCUCUCAUCCGCCAUCACAGUAUCUUUCUUUCUCGUUUUACCACUGAUACCCAAAUCAUAAGAGCGCCGUCACAGAACCGCCACCACCCCCGAAAUAGAGUUAAAUCCACCUCAUACUCACAAAAUCAAACACAAAUGCAGAGCCUGGUUUCUCUCAUAAAAUCAUGCUCUCAGUACAGUCAUUUGCUUCAAAUCCAUGCCUAUGUCAUCUCUACAUCGCUUCUUCAAUUACCCUUCAUUUCCCUUCCCUUCUUGUCUCGUGUUGCGCUCUCUCCGCUUCGGAGUUUGAGCUAUUCACGCCAAGUUUUCGAUCAUUUGUCAGACCCAUAUGUCUCCCAUUACAACACUAUGAUCAGGGCUUAUUCCUUGAGUAAUUCAGCUGAGGAAGGAUUUAAUAUAUAUCAAGAAUUGAGAAGGAGAGGUAUACACGCAAACGCAUUAUCUUCCAUGUUUGUUAUUAAGUGUUGCGUUAAAUUCUGUUCGUUAAAUGGGGGUGAACAGAUUCAUGGAUGUCUUUUGAAAGAUGGGCAUCAAUCAGAUAGUCUUUUGUUAACCACCUUAAUGGAUUUAUAUUCAAAUUGCGAGAAAGGUGAGGAAGCGUGUAAAGUGUUUGAUGAAAUGCCUCAAAGAGACACUGUUUCUUGGAAUGUAUUAAUUUCUUGCUAUUUGCGUAACCGUAGGACCCGGGAUGCUCUGGUUUUGUUUGAUAGUAUGAAGAGUGGCGCUUAUGGUUGUCAACCUGAUGAUGUUACUUGCUUGCUAAUCCUACAGGCUUGUACCAGUUUGGGUGCGUUGGAAUUUGGGGAAGGCGUUCAUAGGUAUAUUGAGGAACGUGGCUAUGGUAAUGCUUUGAAUCUAAGUCACUCACUUAUAGCAAUGUAUUCCCGGUGUGGUUGUCUGGAGAGAGCUUAUGGGGUGUUUGAGGGAAUACGUAAUAAGAAUGUGGUUUCUUGGAGCGCUAUGAUUUCUGGUUUUGCAAUGAAUGGGUACGGGAGAGAAGCUAUUGAAGCAUUUGUUGAGAUGCAAAGAUUGGGUAUUUUGCCUGAUGAACAAACUUUUACUGGAGUUCUUUGUGCUUGUAGUCAUUGCGGUUUCGUUGAUGAAGGAAUGAUGUUUUUUGAUCGCAUGAGGAAAGAGUUCGGAAUAAUGCCCAACAUACGUCAUUAUGGAUGCAUGGUUGAUUUAUUGGGUCGUGCCGGUCGGCUUGAUGAGGCCUAUCAGUUUAUAGUAUCAAUGGGGAUCAAGCCAGAUUCAACAAUUUGGAGAACCCUUCUCGGGGCUUGUCGAAUUCAUCGACACUUUACACUUGGAGAGCGCAUAAUCGGUCAUUUGAUUGAGCUCAGGGCAGCAGAAGCUGGGGAUUAUGUUCUGUUGUUGAACAUAUAUUCUUCAAUUGGCAAUUGGGACAAAGUGUCGGAAUUGAGGGCAUUUAUGAAGGAGAAAGGUUUCCAAACAACACCUGGAUGUAGUACAAUUGAGGUAAAAGGAGUAGUACAUGAAUUCGUUGCUGAUGAUUAUUCACAUCUGAGGAAUGAUGAAAUUUAUGAAAAGCUGGAUGAGAUAAACAAACAGCUCAAGAUUGCUGGUUAUGUCGCUGAAAUCACAUCUGAGUUGCAUAAUUUGGGUGCAGAAGAGAAGGGGUAUGUACUCUCUUAUCACAGUGAGAAACUGGCCAUUGCUUUUGGAGUUCUUGCCACUCCACCAGGAACAACAAUUAGAGUGGCCAAGAACAUCCGCACCUGUGUUGAUUGCCACAAAUUUGCAGAGUUUGUUUCAGCGGUGUAUAAUCGAGUAGUAAUUAUUAGAGAUCGGACUCGGUUCCAUCAUUUCCGAGAAGGACACUGUUCCUGCAAUGGUUACUGGUAGAUGUAGCGGAGGUGGAGAAAACACAACCAGACAAAGUUGAGACUUCAAAACUGGAUAUUUAAUAUGCGCUGGCUUUGUUGUCACUGCAGAUGCUAGUAAGAUGUUAAAGCUGCAUACACCUGUUCAGACUAGAUUAGGAGAUUCAGAGAUUAUUUAUUUUACAGAAAAUACGAGGGGUGGCUUGGGUGCAACUCGAUAUAUCUACCAGUAAUCAUGGUUGAGGAAUAUUCCUUAUUGACACUAUUGGGGUUGAAUAAUGAAUAGCCAGUGCCAAAUGGACAACUGAGAGAGUUGCAUAUAUGUUGCACAAGAGCAGCCAUUCCCUAGAGGAAGUUAUACCUCAGUAUGGCGUGCGUCAUGCCUACAGUUUGCUGAUCUUAGACUGAAGAUGUUGGAUUGAAGGUAGCUAACUAUGAAUCUAUGGUCAGCUUGUACAAAGAUAUUGGGUGACUUGGGUCUGUUGGAAAAACCAUCUCAUGCUCAAAUCAUUUUAAUAAACUGCUCAGGCAAAUGCUUUGAGAAAUAUCUUCGAAAGGCAUUCGACUUUCUGUAUGCAAGAUAGAGGAGAAGCUUGUGUGCAGAGAUAAAUUAGUGAAGCUGUGGCGUUCUGAUACAAUAGCCAUGUUCACUAAGGAUUGAAAAGUGGAUAUUUUCAUCAAUCCUUGCAUGUUUCCAACUUCCCUGUAUUAUGUGAAGUUACCAGGAAAAGGCAGAAGUUUCACCAACAUAUUUGGAUGACUCGCGACUCGAAAACAGAGUUUCAAUUAUGUAAGCCAGAGUUUAUUGAUUCAGUUUCAACUGCGUUGGUUACUAUUGACAAUAACACUUCACAUAAUUUUGCUGUUAUUGCACUUGAAGGAGGUGAAGUAGAGACGUACUGAAAGACAAGAAAAGAGUGCCAAGCCUUUUUCAAUGAUACUUCUGGUAUCUUGUAAAACUCUGUAUGUUUCCUUGUUCAAUCUGUGUUGCAUAAAUAGAAGACAUUUAUUAUUCACUUUUUUCUUCUUCUGGUUUUAUGAAGUUAUGACAGGAGAACAUGACCCAUGAUAGAGUUGUAGGGUGUAACCCAAAGAUCACGGGUCCAAUUAUUGAAAACAGUCUAACCAAGGAUACUAAAUGCCAGCAUUUUUAUACCUGAAAGUAAAUUUCGUGCAGACAGAGAUAUAGUCAGCAUACUAAAUAG
Molecule: messenger RNA, 3151 nt
Organism: Tripterygium wilfordii
Lineage: Eukaryota; Viridiplantae; Streptophyta; Magnoliopsida; Celastrales; Celastraceae
Product: pentatricopeptide repeat-containing protein At3g47530
Exons: 1
Coding region: 64-1968 (634 amino acids)
Biological process (GO): RNA modification
Molecular function (GO): protein binding; zinc ion binding; RNA binding
Source: RefSeq, a predicted model, not a curated record